Messenger RNA from Letharia columbiana, 1236 nucleotides. RefSeq lists its product as uncharacterized. Bases 1 to 1236 code for a protein of 411 amino acids. NCBI's taxonomy places the organism in Eukaryota, Fungi, Ascomycota, Lecanoromycetes, Lecanorales, Parmeliaceae. The transcript has 2 exons. Gene Ontology annotation, cellular component: plasma membrane. The record is from RefSeq and is a predicted model, not a curated record. Gene Ontology annotation, molecular function: ferric-chelate reductase activity. Gene Ontology annotation, biological process: iron ion transport; copper ion import; intracellular iron ion homeostasis.
AUGGACUCAUCCUCUAUGACUAAUUUUGAUAGCAUGUCUGGUAUGGAGGGUACGGGGAUGGAUAUGGGCUUAGAUGGCAUGUUUCGGCCGCUUAACCAGAUGCUGGCUCGCAUGUACUGGUACCUCGUCGCCGCCUUCUUCGCGUCUGCAUUGUUCCUCAAAGGUCUUGGAGCCUUCGGGUCUUGGUCACAUAAACGGUUAUCGCGUGCGCUUUCCCUUUCUCAUCCUACGAGACCUCGGGAUUUGGUAUCCCGAGCAUAUGCCACAUCAGUCGCAAUCUUUAGAGAAGUGUCUUAUCCUCAAGUGGUCCACUUUAUCCGGCCGGGCUGCGCGUGGUUGACUCCUCCGCCUCUAGGGCCGUCGCUGGUCAUACUAAUAUACUGGAUUAUCAUUGCCUUGUCCCUGAUAACAAGGUCUAUUAUCCACGAUGCAUAUUAUUGGGAGCGUGUGGGAUUUAGAGCGGCAUGGGUGUCUGUCACACAGGUCCCUUUUAUCUUUCUCCUGGCUGGCAAAGUCAACAUUGCCAGCUUCCUUCUCGGAUCAUCUUAUGUCGAUGUGAAUUGGCUGCAUAGAUGGGUGUCUAGAACCCUUUUUGUGACGGUCACAAUCCACGGCUCAUUUUUCUUAAGUGAAUGGGUGCGGGCGGAUUUCAUUCGCAUUGAAUUGGCGAUGAUGCCGAUGGUCAAGUACGGCCUUGGACUUUGGGCAGUAUUGGCCUGGACUACGAUCAGCUCUCUCAUCCCUCUCCGGCGUCUGUGCUACGAAUUCUUCGUGCUUCAGCAUAUCCUCUCAGCCGGCGUUUUCCUGUGGCUAUUGCAUAGCCACGUGCCUGCGUAUGCAUCAUAUAACCUCUGGAUGGCAGUGGCUUUCGCACUUUCUGGUCGAGUGUACCAAUUCUGUAUCUUGCUCUGCCGUAACAUUGCCAUUCGGAAAAAGACGUUCGGCUUGAUUGCAGGCAAGCGACUAGGCCACUCCGCGGAACUACAGGCUUUGGCUGGAGAAAUCACAGUGCUGACUGUCCAUGAUGUUGGGUUCUCUUGGAAGGCUGGGCAGCACGUGCUCUUGUGGUGCUCAACCUUAGGACCUCUGGAAUCGCACCCUUUCACAAUCGCAAACAUCCCCGAUGGAGGAAAUUGCGAGGACAGCCCCAACAAAGUGCAAUUGAUCAUACGCGCUCGCUCUGGUUUCGCACGAAAGCUAUUCCGACGAGCUGUUUCCUCCCAGGCAACCUCCUGA